GCAAGUGUGCAGGAUGAAGGCUGCUGAGAGCGAGGUCUCGGAUGUGCACUUCAGUGUAGAUAAACAGAACAUCUCUCUCUGGCCCCGAGAGCCUCCUCCCAAGACGGAUCCAUCUCUGGUUCUGAGGAAAUCUCUCACAGUCCGGGCUGCAGUCAUCAUCCUGACGCUGGGCCUGGCUGCUUCCAUCCUGCUGCAGGCUGUUCUCUAUCCCUGGUUUAUGCGUACAAUAUCAAAUGUAAAGAACAAUGCUCAGUUGCUGAAAGGCCGUGUGGACAACAUCAGCGCUCUGGGCUCUGAGAUUAAGAGGAAUAGAGGAGGCGUGGAGGCAACCGGCAUUCAGGUCCAGAAGGUGAAUGCCAGCCUGGAUCAUGUGCGUUCUCAGAUCUGGAAGUUGGAAACUGGUGUGAAGGAAGCCAAUGCACAGAUACAGAUGUUAACAAGAAGUUGGGAGGCGGUCAAUGACUUAAAUGCCCAAAUUCCAGAGUUAAAAAGAAAUUUGGAUAAAGCCAGUUCUUUAAAUGCAAAGGUCCAGGGACUCCAGACCAGUUUGGAGAAUAUCAGCAAGGUGCUCAAACAGCAAAAUGACAUUCUGCAGAUGGUUUCUCAAGGCUGGAAGUACUUCAAGGGGAACUUUUAUUACUUUUCUCAAGUCCCAAAGACCUGGUACAGUGCCCAGCAGUUCUGUGUGUCCAGGGAUUCACACCUGACCUCAGUGGCCUCGGAGAGUGAACAGGAGUUUCUGUACAAGAUGGCAGGUGGACUUUUCUACUGGAUCGGCCUGACCAAAGCCGGGAGUGAGGGGGACUGGUACUGGGUAGACGAUACUCCAUUUAACAAGGUCCAGAGUGCAAGGUUCUGGAUUCCAGGUGAGCCCAAUAAUUUUGGGAACAAUGAACACUGUGCCAAUAUAAAGAUGUCCUCGCUUCAGUCAUGGAAUGAUGCCUCCUGUGACAAUAAGCUCCUUUUCAUCUGUAAACGGCCCUACAUACCAUCAGAACCAUGACGGGCCUGGUCCCAAGCUCGCACGUUGAGCUCCAAUGCUUGUUGAACUAGAGAAGCUGCCUCUCUUUCUUCCAUAUUCCGGGAUGGCUUUGCACCUUCACUUUUCUGGCUUCAAAAUUGUCCCAGAGGCAUCCUGGAGUUCAUCUGCUUUGGCUGGGAAUUCUCUGACCCCAUAGAGGCAGCUGGAGUGGAAGGGAGAUCUUGGAAAAGGAGAGGGGGGCGGAGAGGAUUUAGAAGUUCAAAUUGCCUCAGGAAGGUGAUCAGAAACUUGCGGUUCCCUUUCCCUUCAGAGAAGCCUCAGUUUUAUCACAUGAAAGUUGCUUCAGACCACCCAAGCGGUUCUCCUGAUACCGAUGUUCAGGGCUUUUCCAAUUGAUCCCCCAGAAUUCCCAUUUGCCUGCUUAGGGGGCCGUGUUCUCAGUGGGAAGAGCUCGGCUCUUAGAGACCCCGUCUAGGCCCUGUUCCCAUUGCUCUCCAUCCACAUCCCCUGAGGUCUAAGCCCCUUCUUCUCUGAGAUGGGGGCAACUGGUUCAGCUCGGGGGCUGACACGGCAAUGAGUCUCUGUUAGAGCUGGACCAGCAUCCACGCUCCUUCUUGCUCCCCUUUGCUCGGCAAACUCCGAGGCCCAGCUCUGUUUUCUACAGUCCUCUGCCCAGCCCCCCUGUUUCACCUCCUGCACAUCCUCUUUCAUCUGCAUUUCCUCUCUUCCCUUUAGGGACAGAGUUCACCUGCAAACUUCAUCAGAGUCAAAUGCUGCCUGGGUAAAGCAUGUUUUACCUCUGUGA
Messenger RNA from Herpailurus yagouaroundi (jaguarundi), 1787 nucleotides. RefSeq names its product CD207 molecule (gene CD207). The transcript has 6 exons. The coding region runs from base 14 to 1003 and encodes 329 amino acids. NCBI's taxonomy places the organism in Eukaryota, Metazoa, Chordata, Mammalia, Carnivora, Felidae. The record is from RefSeq and is a predicted model, not a curated record.